This is a messenger RNA of Porites evermanni, 1082 nucleotides long. The record is from the annotation of a GenBank genome assembly. NCBI's taxonomy places the organism in Eukaryota, Metazoa, Cnidaria, Anthozoa, Scleractinia, Poritidae.
UUUUGGAAAGCUAAGAUCUUGAAAUCGGCCAAAAUCUUAAAUUCAGGGUUUUGGAAAGGUAAAAUCUUGAAAUCAGCCAAAAUCUUGAAUUCAAGAUUUUGGGAAGCUAAAAACUUUUAAUCCGGAAAAAUCUUGAAUUCAGGAUUUUGGAAAGCUAAGACCAUGAAAUCGGCCAAAAUCUUAAAUUCACGAUUUUGGAAAGGUAAAAUCUUCAACUCAGACAAAAUCUUGAAUUUAGGAUUUUGAAAAGCUAAAAUCUUGAAAUCGGCCAAAAUCUGGAAUUCAGGAUUUUGGAAAGCUAAAAUCCUGAUAUCGGCCAAAAUCUUGAAUUCAGGAUUUUGGAAAGUUAAAUCUUGAUAUCGGCCAAAAUCUUGAAUUCAGGAUUUAAAAAAGCUAACUACUAGAAAUCGGCCAAAAUCUAGAAUUCACGAUUUUGGAAAGGUAAUAUCUUAAAAUCGGCCAAAGUCUUGAAGUCAGCAUUUUGAAAAGCUAAAAUCUUGAAAUCGGAAAAAAUUUAAAAUUCAGCAUUUUGGAAAGCUAAGAUCUUUAAAUCGCCGAAAAUCUUGAGUUCAGGAUUUUGGAAAGGUAAAAUCUUCAAAUCGGUCAAAAUCUUGAAUUCAGGAUUUUGGAAAGCUAAAAUCUUGAAAUCGGCCAAAAUCUUGAAUUCAGGAUUUAUAAAAGCUAAAAUCUUGAGAUCGGCCAAAAUCUUGAAUUCAGGAUUUUGGAAAGCUAAGAAAUUGAAAUCGGCCAAAAUCUUGAAAUCAGGGUUUUGGAAAUGUAAAAUCUUGAAAACAGAAAAAAUCUUGAAUUCGGAAUUUUGGAAAGCUAAGAUCUUAAAAUCGGCCAAAAUCUUGAAUUUACGAUUUUGGAAAGCUAAGACCUUGAAAUCGGCCAAAAUCUUGAAUUUAAGAUUUUGAAAAGCUAAGAUCUUAAAAUCGCCCAAAAUCUUGAAUUCAGGUUUUUGCAAAGGUAAAAUCUUGAAAUGGGCCAAAAUCUUGAAUUCAGGAUUUUGGAAAGCUAAAAUCUUGAAAUCGGCCAAAAUCUUAAAUUCAGGAUUUUGGAAAGGUAAGCUCUUGAGAUCG